This is a messenger RNA of Dipodomys spectabilis (banner-tailed kangaroo rat), 3742 nucleotides long. It is a transcript of the gene Pcdh8, whose product is annotated as protocadherin 8. The coding region runs from base 214 to 3141 and encodes 975 amino acids. Gene Ontology annotation, biological process: homophilic cell-cell adhesion. Gene Ontology annotation, cellular component: plasma membrane. The record is from RefSeq and is a predicted model, not a curated record. The transcript is spliced from 3 exons. Lineage: Eukaryota; Metazoa; Chordata; Mammalia; Rodentia; Heteromyidae. Gene Ontology annotation, molecular function: calcium ion binding.
AGCUCUGGCCGGGAGAAGGGAGGGAGAGGCGCGGAGUGAGGGCGGGUCCGCGCGUCCUCCGAGCCAGGCUGAUCCGAGCGAACCGCAGCUCGCAGACUUCUCCCGCACGGGGCUGGAGUGUGUUCCCAGGAGCCUGGGACUCACGCCCCCGAUCUGCAAACCAGAAAGGAAUCUAUUCCUUAGCCUUUUGGAAUAGCACUUGGGGCUGGCAGCAUGAGUCCUGGGAGGCGCCGGAGCACCCCUUGUCUUUUCCCUUUGCAGCUCUUCAGCCUCUGCUGGGUGCUCUCAGUGGGGCAAAGCAAGACAGUCCGGUACAGCACCUUCGAGGAGGAUGCCCCCGGCACGGUCAUCGGGACCCUCGCUGAAGAUCUGCAUAUGAAAGUGUCCGGAGACACAAGCUUCCGCCUGAUGAAGCAAUUCAACAGCUCUCUGCUCCGGGUGCGCGAGGGGGACGGGCAGCUGACCGUCGGGGACGCAGGCCUGGACCGGGAGCAGCUGUGCGGCCAGGCCCCCCAGUGCGUGCUGGCCUUCGACGUGGUCAGCUUCUCCCAGGAGCAGUUCCGGCUGGUGCACGUGGAGGUAGAGGUGAGGGAUGUGAACGACCACGCGCCCCGCUUUCCUCGGGCCCAGAUCCCCGUGGAGAUCUCCGAAGGGGCGGCCGUGGGCACGCGCAUCCCCCUGGAGGUGCCGGUGGACGAGGACGUGGGGGCCAACGGGCUGCAGAGCGUGCGCCUGGCCGAGCCGCACAGCCCCUUCCGAGUGGAGCUGCAGACGCGUGCGGACGGCGCGCAGUGCGCCGAUCUGGUGCUGCUCCAGGAGCUGGACCGCGAGAGCCAGGCCGCCUACAGCCUGGAGCUGGUGGCCCAGGACGGGGGGCGCCCGCCGCGCUCUGCCACUGCCGCCCUCAGCGUGCGCGUGUUGGACGCCAACGACCACAGCCCGGCCUUUCCGCAAGGCGCCGUGGCCGAGGUAGAACUGGCCGAGGACGCGCCGGUGGGCUCGCUGCUGCUGGACCUGGACGCAGCCGACCCCGACGAGGGGCCCAACGGCGACGUGGUUUUCGCCUUCGGCGCCCGCACCCCACCCGAGGCCCGCCGCCUCUUCCGGCUCGAUCCGCGCUCCGGCCGCCUCACCCUGGCCGGCCCGGUGGACUACGAGCGCCAGGACACCUACGAACUGGACGUGCGGGCCCAAGACCGAGGCCCCGGGCCUCGCUCCGCCACCUGCAAGGUCAUCGUGCGCAUACGCGACGUCAACGACAACGCUCCGGACAUCUCCAUCACCCCUCUGGCCGCCCCCGGAGCACCAGGCACCUCACCCUUCGCUGCUGCAGCUGCCGCCGCUGCGCUCGGAGGAACCGACGCGACCGCCUCGGCCGGGGCCGGGGCCGGGAACCCCGAGGCCGGAGCCACCUCGCUCGUGCCAGAAGGAGCGGCGCGCGAGAGCCUGGUAGCGCUGGUCAGCACCUCGGACAGGGACUCGGGCGCCAAUGGGCAGGUGCGCUGCGCCCUCUAUGGGCACGAGCACUUCCGGCUGCAGCCGGCCUACGCGGGCAGCUACCUGGUAGUGACCGCGGCGUCCCUGGACCGCGAGCGCAUCGCCGAGUACAACCUGACCCUGGUGGCCGAGGACCGCGGCGCGCCCCCGCUGCGCACCGUGAGGCCCUACACCGUGCGCGUGGGCGACGAGAACGACAACGCGCCGCUCUUCACCCGGCCGGUCUACGAGGUCUCCGUACGUGAGAACAACCCACCUGGCGCUUACCUGGCCACGGUGGCCGCCCGUGACCCAGACCUGGGCCGCAAUGGCCAGGUCACCUAUCGACUAUUAGAGGCCGAAGUGGGCCGCUCCGGCGAUGCGGUGUCCACCUACGUCUCCGUGGACCCGGCUACUGGCGCCAUCUACGCGUUGCGCAGCUUCGACUUCGAGACGCUGCGCCAGCUCGACGUGCGUAUCCAGGCCAGCGACGGCGGAUCCCCGCAGCUCUCCAGCAGCGCUCUGGUGCAAGUGCGAGUGCUGGACCAGAACGACCAUGCGCCGGUCCUGGUGCACCCGGCACCGGCCAAUGGUUCCCUAGAAGUAGCCGUCCCCGGGCGCACCGCAAAGGACACGGCCGUGGCCCGCGUCCAGGCCCGCGACGCGGACGACGGCGUCAACGGGGAGCUGGCAUUCGACCUGCAACAGCAAGAACCCCGCGAAGCCUUCGCCAUCGGCCGCCGCACGGGGGAGAUCGUGCUCACCGGAGACCUCUCGCAAGAGCCUCCGGGCCGCGUGUUCAGGGCGCUGCUGGUCAUAUCCGACGGCGGCCGCCCGCCUCUCUCCACCACCGCCACGGUCAGCUUCGUGGUUACAGAAGGCGGCGGGCGCGGGCAGGGCGCGCCCGCCAGUGCGGGGAGCCCGGAGCAAUCGCGCCCGCCUGGCUCGAGGCUCGAGGCGGCGGGGCCUGCACUACAGUGGGACACUCCGCUGAUCGUCAUCAUCGUGCUGGCCGGGAGCUGCACGCUGCUGCUGGCCGCCAUCAUCGCCAUCGCCACCACCUGCAACCGCCGCAAGAAGGAGCCCUACGGCGCCUCCCCGGGGUUUGGAAAGGAGCCGGCGGCCCCGGUGGCGGUCUGGAAGGGACAUUCCUUCAACACCAUCUCCGGCCGGGAAGCGGAGAAGUUCAGCGGCAAAGACAGCGGCAAAGGGGACAGUGAUUUCAACGACAGCGAUUCGGACAUCAGCGGGGACGCUCUGAAAAAGGACCUCAUCAACCACAUGCAGAGUGGAUUGUGGGCGUGCACUGCUGAGUGUAAGAUCCUGGGCCAUUCUGACCGCUGUUGGAGCCCAUCCUGUGGGGGCCCCAAUGCACAUCCUUCGACUCACCCACCUGCUCAGAUGUCCACCUUCUGCAAGAGCACGUCCCUGCCUCGAGAUCCUCUGCGCAGGGACAAUUACUACCAGGCCCAGCUGCCCAAGACAGUAGGGCUGCAGAGCGUCUAUGAGAAAGUUCUACACAGAGACUAUGACAGGACAGCCACUCUGCUCUCCCCUCCCCGUCCAGGGAGGCUCCCAGACCUGCAGGAGAUCGGAGUGCCCCUCUACCAGUCCCCCCCUGGAAGAUACCUGUCCCCCAAAAAGGGAGCCAAUGAAAAUGUGUAAUUUCAUGCUGCAUGUCUUCACACACAUAUACAGGUCACUCUGGAGAAACCCCUAAGUUAUUGACCGGUUUCAGUGUUGUAUAUAUAAAUAUGCAAGAUGUGCCUUAAAAAUGAAGUUGUUGGAAGCUAAUUUCCAAUCACAUUGGUACUGUUUGGUAUUUGCAAACAAAAAAAAAGUAGUUAAUGUAAUUUUUAUGAAAUGUGUGCAGCAUUUAAUUUUUCUUAUCAUGCUGUUGACUUUAAUUUCUCUUGCAGCUUGCCAUUUUCUUAGUGUUUUUAACCUGUACAUUGUGUAAUGUAAUGUUUGUAUAUAAUGAAAUUUUGUUAUAUUUUUAUAUAAUAAAAGCUAAAGUGGAAGUUAUUGCCAAAGGAACUGUCUGUAAGACAAAAAAAAAAAAAAACAUGUUGAAAUUACUUAAUGGAAAUUUAUCUUUCACCAGAAACAACCUAGUGUUUGAGAAGUUUUGCCUUGCCAAGUAUAACUUGUAUAUCUUGAGUCGGUGGUAGAUUUCAAGUUGAUGUUAUUUAAUUACAUUUGGUUUUCUGUAAACCAUGUCACUUAUAAGCACAGUAAUAAAGGAUUUGUCAUGUGUUUGAAGAAU